AUGUUUACUCACACGUAUACUCACAGGUUUGCUUACACGUAUAUUCACACAUUUGCUCACCCUUGGUCUGGCCCCUCAGUUUCAGCCUUCAGCAAGAAGCCACGGUCAGCGGAGGUGGCCGCGGGCAGCUCUGCCAUAUUCGAGGCAGAGACAGAGCGGCCAGGAGUGAAGGUGCGCUGGCAGCGGGGAGGCAGUGACAUCAGCACCAGCGACAAGUACAGCCUGGCAGCCGAGGGCAGGCGACACACGCUGACAGUGCAGGACGCAGGCCCCGCCGACCAGGGGUCCUAUGCAGUCAUCGCUGGCUCCUCCAAGGUCAAGUUUGACCUCAAAGUCAUAGAGGCAGAGAAAGGAGAGCCGGUGCCAGUCCCUUCUGCAGCUCCUGCCCCAGCCCCUGCCGCAGCCCCUGCCCCAGCCCCUGCUGCAGCUCCUGCCCCAGCCCCUACUGAAGCCCCUGGAGCCUUGGCCCCAGCCACUGAGUUGGAAGGAAGCUCCCCAAGUCCCAAAGGUAGGGUGGGCUGGUCAGGGAGAAACAGGACCGGGGGAGGGGUGUCCCAGAGCAGCCCUCAGAGGCCUCUGCUCACAGGAUCAAGCUCAGAAGCCCCCGAUGGCCCUGCCCCGGGGUCCCCUGGAGCUCCUGAUGACCCCAUUGGUCUCUUUGUGACGCGGCCACAGGAUGGCGAGGUGACCGCGGGUGGCAACAUCACCUUCUCUGCCCGUGUUGCUGGGGCCAGCCUCCUGAAACCGCCUGUGGUCAAGUGGUUCAAGGGCAAGUGGGUGGAUUUGAGCAGUAAGGUGGGCCAAUACCUGCAGUUGCGUGACAGCUAUGACCGGACCAGCAAGGUCUACCUGUUUGAGCUGCACAUCACCGAUGCCCAGAUCACCUUUGCAGGCGGCUACCGCUGUGAGGUGUCCACCAAGGACAAGUUUGACAGCUGCAACUUCAACCUCACCGUCCAUGAGGCCAUUGGCCCUGGAGACCUGGACCUCCGAUCGGCUUUCCGCCGCACGAGCCUGGCUGGAGGUGGUCGGAGGAUCAGUGACAGCCACGAGGAUGCCGGGACUCUGGACUUCAGCUCCCUGCUGAAGAAGAGCCAGGAAAUCCCUCCCCAGACCCAGCUCCCCAUACUGAGCCCUAAGCCCUCUUGGCCCCAGACCUGGCCUGGGACCCAUGCUGAGUCCAAGCUGUCCCAGUGGAGGGGCCUCUCUGCAUGCACUGUGGGACCCAGGGACUCGAAGCUGGAGGCACCGGCCGAGGAGGACGUGUGGGAGAUCCUGCGGCAGGCGUCCCCUUCCGAGUACGAGCGCAUCGCCUUCCAGCACGGGAUCACGGACCUGCGCGGCAUGCUAAAGAGGCUCAAGGGCAUAAAGCGCGAUGAGAGGAAGAGCACAGCCUUUCAGAAGAAGCUGCAGCCAGCCUACCAGGUGAGCAAGGGCCACAAGAUCCGGCUGGUCGUGGAGUUGGCAGACCCUGAUGCUGAGGUCAAGUGGCUUAAGAAUGGACAGGAGAUCCAGAUGAGUGGCAGCAAGUACAUCUUCGAGUCCGUUGGCAACAAGCGCACACUGACCAUCAGCCAGUGCUCACUGGCUGACGACGCGGCCUACCAGUGCGUGGUGGGUGGGGAGAAAUGCACUUCGGAGCUGUUUGUCAAAGAGCCCCCUGUCCUGAUCACACGGCCCCUGGAGGACCAGCUAGUGAUGGUGGGGCAGCGGGUGGAGUUUGAGUGUGAGGUGUCUGAGGAGGGGGCCCAGGUGAAGUGGCUGAAGGAUGGGGUGGAGCUGACCCGGGAGGAAACCUUCAAAUACCGGUUCAAGAAGGACGGGCGCAGGCACCACCUGAUCAUCAAUGAGGCAACGCUGGAGGACUCCGGGCACUACGCGCUGCACACCAGUGGGAGCCAGGCGCUGGCUGAACUUAUUGUGCAGGAGAAGAAGCUGGAGGUGUACCAGAGCAUUGCGGACUUGACGGUGGGUGCAAAGGACCAGGCCGUAUUCAAGUGUGAGGUGUCGGAUGAGAAUGUGCGGGGUGUGUGGCUGAAGAACGGGAAGGAGCUGGUGCCCGACAGCCGCAUCAAGGUGUCCCACAUUGGGCGGGUCCACAAGCUGACCAUUGACGACGUCACGCCUGCAGACGAGGCUGACUACAGCUUUGUGCCCGAGGGCUUCGCCUGCAACCUGUCAGCCAAGCUUCAUUUCAUGGAGGUCAAGAUCGACUUCGUGCCCAGGCAGGAACCCCCUAAGAUCCACCUGGACUGCCCAGGCCGCAAACCGGAUACCAUCGUCGUUGUGGCUGGGAACAAGCUUCGUCUGGAUGUGCCUAUCUCUGGGGACCCUGCUCCCACAGUGAUCUGGCAGAAGGCCAUCACACAGGGGAAUAAGGUCCCAGCUGGGCCAGCACUUGAUGCCCCAGAGGAUGAAGGUGACAGUGAAGAAUGGGUGUUUGAUAAGAAGUUGCUGUGUGACACUGAGGGCAGGGUCCAUGUGGAGACCACCAAGGAUCGCAGCAUCUUCAUCGUUGAGGGGGCAGAGAAGGAAGACGAGGGCGUCUACACUGUCACAGUGAAGAACCCUGUGGGCGAGGACCAGGUCAACCUCACCGUCAAGGUCAUCGAUGUGCCCGAUGCUCCUGCGGCCCCCAAGAUCAGCAACGUGGGCGAGGACUCCUGUACGGUGCAGUGGGAGCCACCUGCCUACGACGGCGGGCAGCCGAUCCUGGGCUACAUCCUGGAGCGCAAGAAAAAGAAGAGCUUCCGGUGGAUGCGGCUGAACUUUGACUUGCUGCGGGAGCUGACCCUCGAGGCCCAGCGCAUGAUCGAGGGUGUAGUGUAUGAGAUGCGAGUCUACGCAGUCAACGCCAUCGGCAUGUCCAGGCCCAGCCCCGCCUCCCAGCCCUUCAUGCCCAUUGGACCCCCCAGCGAGCCCACCCACCUGGCUGUGGAGGAUGUCUCUGAUACCACAGUCUCCCUCAAGUGGCGGCCCCCAGAGCGUGUGGGAGCAGGCGGCCUGGACGGCUACAGUGUGGAGUACUGCCAGGAGGGCUGCUCAGAGUGGGUGGCUGCCCUGCAGGGGCUGAUAGAGCGCACGUCACUGCUGGUGAAGGACCUGCCUACGGGGGCCCGGAUGCUCUUCCGCGUGCGGGCUCACAAUGUGGCCGGGCCCGGGGCCCCUGUCACCACCAAGGAGCCUGUGACAGUGCAAGAGAUACUGCAGCGGCCAUGGCUCCACCUGCCCAGGCAUCUGCGCCAGACCAUCCAGAGGAAGGUCGGGGAGCCCGUGAACCUCCUUAUUCCUUUCCAGGGCAAGCCCAGGCCUCAGAUCACCUGGACCAGAGAGGGGCAGCUGCUGGCAGGCGAGGAGGUGAGCAUCCGAAACAGCCCCACGGACACCAUCCUGUUCAUCCGGGCCGCCCGCCGCACCCACUCGGGCACCUACCAGGUGACGGUGCGCAUCGAGAACAUGGAGGACAAGGCCACGCUGGUCCUGCAGAUCGUCGACAAGCCAAGUCCUCCCCAGGACAUUCGGGUCAUUGAGGCUUGGGGUUUCAAUGUGGCUCUGGAGUGGAAGCCACCCCAAGAUGAUGGCAACACCGAGCUCUGGGGUUACACAGUGCAGAAAGCCGACAAGAAGACCAUGGAGUGGUUCACCGUUUUGGAGCACUACCGCCACACUCACUGUGUGGUGCCAGAGCUCGUCAUCGGCAAUGGCUACUACUUCCGGGUCUUUAGCCACAACGCGGUGGGUCCAAGUGACACAGCCGCCACCACCAAGGAGCCCGUCUUCAUCCCCAAACCAGGCAUCACCUACGAGCUACCCAGAUACAAGGCCCUGGAAUUCUCUGAGGCCCCACGCUUCACCCGUCCCCUGGUGAACCGCUCAGUCAUCGCAGGCUACAAUGCCGUCCUCUGCUGCGCUGUGCGGGGUAGCCCCAAGCCCAAAAUUUCCUGGUUCAAGAAUGGCCUGGACCUGGGUAAAAACGCCCGCUUCCGCAUGUUCUGCAAGGAGGGUGUGUUGACCCUGGAGAUUCGGAAGCCGUGCCCCUUUGAUAGGGGCAUCUAUGCCUGUAGGGCCACCAACUUAGAAGGCGAAGCACAGUGUGAGUGCCUCCUGGAGGUGCGAGUGCCCCAGUGACCAGGCUGGCUCCCCAGUGAUGGCUAGGUGCAACCGAAUGCCAGCUCUACCGUGCCAGGAGCCUCGAGGGAAGCUGGAAAAACCACCUUCCUGCUGUUGGGGUGUGUGUGUGUGUGUGUGUGUGUGUGUGUAUCCUCGCGCCAGGGUGGGGAAGGCGCAGUAGAGAACUGAAGAUACAACGAGCAGACACUGGGGAACCUGAGAGAACUGUCAGAGCUCCUGGUGACGCCCUCAGAUCUUUGGGGCAAAAGGUGGGUGGGCUCAGGAAAUGAGGGUCGGGGACAGGGCCCAUCCGGCCUGCUGUGUCUUCUCGAUACUUAGGGGCAAUAAAAGAUCAGUGCAGUCUGUGGUCUCAGCCUCCA
Messenger RNA from Loxodonta africana (African savanna elephant), 4490 nucleotides. RefSeq names its product myosin binding protein C3 (gene MYBPC3). The transcript has 33 exons. Lineage: Eukaryota; Metazoa; Chordata; Mammalia; Proboscidea; Elephantidae. The record is from RefSeq and is a predicted model, not a curated record. Gene Ontology annotation, molecular function: myosin heavy chain binding. The coding region runs from base 1 to 4128 and encodes 1375 amino acids.